CAGUCAAUUGCUUACUUUCAUUUCUAUAUGCACAAAGUAGGUUUUGAGAUCAAGGUAUAAAGCUUAAGGUCUUAGUGUUAAGAUAUACAUACAUGUUCAAGGUACACAGCUUAAAGUUUUAGUGUUAAGAAGGCAAUACUCCGGACAAGUAAAAAUUUGGAUGCAAUACAAUAACUUAUAAAUAUAUUUUUCUGACGAUGGCGACUGAUAGUACUACUGAGGUUGCUGCCUUUAAACUGAUUCUUCUUGGUGAUGGGGGAACAGGGAAGACUACCCUUAUGAAGCGGCACAUAACCGGAGAAUUCCAGAAGAGUUACCUCCCGACCAUGGGCGUGGAGGUGCGUCCUCUAUUAUUUCACACCACACGAGGACUGUAUCGCUUUAACGUCUGGGAUAUCGCUGGCCAGGAUAAAUUCGGAAGCCUACGCGAUGGAUAUUACAUCGGAGGUCAAUGUGCCAUUAUAAUGUUCGAUCUGACCUCGAGGAUUACCUACAAAAAUGUGGGUAACUGGCACCGCGACUUGACUAGAGGCUGCGGCAAUAUUCCGAUUGUGAUGUGCGGCAACAAGGUUGACAUCCAACUUCGCAAGCUUAAGGUCAAUCAAAUUAGCUUCCACCGAAAGAAGAAUCUUCAUUACGUCGAGAUAUCGGCAAAGUCGAACUACAACUUUGAGAGACCCUUUGUCCGUCUGUUACGUAAGCUGGUUGGUGAUCCCCAGUUGAAAUUGGUGAAGUUCCCCGCCCUGCAACCUCCAGAAUCGAUCUUUACCGACGAAAUGAGGAGAAGAGUGGACCUUGACAGGAUGGAGGCGGAUGCCUCUCCGUUUCCUGAGGUCGAUGAAGACUUAUAAAUUUAAGGUUUUGCUUCAACAUUUUAGUUAUUUCGGCUACUUUUCGGUAACGAUUUUCUACUUGCCUGUACUUUUAUGUGCAUUCUUGAGGUAAAGUCAUUGAUGAAGAAAUUUGGAUGAAUGGUAGUCCGAUCUGCAGCAAAUGUUUACUUUUUUAAGGGUUCCUUAAGGUAACCCAAAUAAGAAAAAAACAACAUCUUGGUCCUAUCCUAAGUUGAUACAUUGUAAAUUGUAAAUUUAUAAAUAUUAUAAAUUGUAAAAAUAUAUUUUGGAAAUAUUCGUUUUCCCACCUCAAACGUGAUACGAUAUUUGGGGUCAAAUCUUUGAAAAAUUCAAUACUACUUUUUUCGAUUAUUUAUUAUGUUAUUAUUUCAAUUGGACUCUUUAGCCUGCAAUUAAAAGAAGACUUUUGUGAAAUUAUACUUCCCAAAGUUGUCCAUCUGAAAGACUGUUUGCGUAGAGACGGACAGACGGACUUAGCUAGACCCACUCGGUUGAUGUUGUAGAUCGAGAAUACGAGAUCGGAUAUGAAAAAGUAUAUGCAUAAAAACACUCAUUAAACAAACUAAACUUAAAAUACUUUAAAAUAAAAAAUCUAAUUCACCACUAUUUAUUUAAAAGGUUGGGAUUUGAAAAAUUACAAAACCUUUAUUAGAAUAAACUACAUUCUCAACCGAAUAUUGUUCUGCAAUCGAAUUCUAGAUAAAUCAGUAAUUUAAC
Drosophila suzukii is the source of this 1571-nucleotide messenger RNA. The record is from RefSeq and is a predicted model, not a curated record. Lineage: Eukaryota; Metazoa; Arthropoda; Insecta; Diptera; Drosophilidae.